UCUCUUUCCCACUCCCUCCCACUCCCUCUCCCAACAAACACAUCUCUAGCCUGAAGUUAUUCCAUCCAAAAAAGAAAAAAAUGGCCAAGGGAAGGUUUAUCAAAGCAUACUUGAACAGGUGGAGACAACUGGGCACUACAACAUUAGGACUUACUCCAUCUUCAUCGUCAACCAGUUAUGAUCGAGAUGGUGACAAUUGUUGCUUCUUACAAUGUUGGGCAAUGUUGAGGGCGCCAUGUGCCAACGAUACUCUACUCCAUGCAGAAGAAGAAGACGAGCAAGAGAAUAGUAUCAAGGAGGAGAAAAUCAUUAUGAAACGAACAUCCUCCUCCCUUGGUAUCCCAAAAGAUGUACCAAAAGGUCAUUUGGUAGUAUACGUUGGAGAAGACUACAAGAGGUUUGUUAUCAAAAUCAGUUUACUUAAACAUCCUUUGUUUAAGGCGUUGCUUGAUAGAGCAAGAGAAGAAUAUAAUUUCACUCAUCCUCAUUCCAAACUAUGUAUCCCUUGUGAAGAGAAAGUUUUCCUCAGUGUUAUUCGCUGCGCUAACACGCCAGGGAAGCCGAGUAUUUUGUUAUGCCGAUCUUGAGGAUGUGGGACUAGAUUGUCACAGAACAUAUUUUAUCACCCAUCGAUAUCGAUCGGCUGCUUCAUCUAUUUUUCUUAUUAAAACCCCGUGUUUAAUUAAUGAUCGAUUAAGUCUUAGGCGAAGUCUGAGUAGUAGAGUUGUUUUAUGAGAACUGUGGCAUGUAGUUUACUAACUGUUGUAAUUCUAAACUAAUUAUUGUAAUUCUAUUUUAUUUUUGCUUAAUUAUUACUACUGUUAAUGAAUGUA
Papaver somniferum (opium poppy) is the source of this 833-nucleotide messenger RNA. RefSeq names its product auxin-responsive protein SAUR50-like. The record is from RefSeq and is a predicted model, not a curated record. The transcript has a single exon. NCBI's taxonomy places the organism in Eukaryota, Viridiplantae, Streptophyta, Magnoliopsida, Ranunculales, Papaveraceae. Bases 81 to 587 code for a protein of 168 amino acids. Gene Ontology annotation, biological process: response to auxin.